Messenger RNA from Meloidogyne enterolobii, 622 nucleotides. The record is from the annotation of a GenBank genome assembly. NCBI's taxonomy places the organism in Eukaryota, Metazoa, Nematoda, Chromadorea, Rhabditida, Meloidogynidae.
AUGGUUUUUUGCUCAAUGCGACUUUGUUUAUUUAUUAUUUUGGCUGGUGUUGGAAUGAUUUCUGCUGUUUUGGGAUUUUUGGCAUUUAUUUUUGUUCCGAAAUUUAUUGAAUGUCAAGUUAAAGAGAGAACGUUUUUGGGAAGAGAACAAAAUGGGACAGAUAAUAUUGUUUUGAAGAAUUUCCGCGAUCCUCCUUAUGACAUUAAACUUCAAAUUUGGACAUUUUCUACUCAAAAUGUUGAUGACGUAAUUAAUAAAGGAAAAAGGCCGAUUCUUGAAGAAAAAGGGCCUUAUACUUUUAGUGUUUUACUGCACAAAGCAGACGUUAAUUUUUCUUCAAAUGACACUCGUUUAUUCUUUCGCAACCAAAAAAAAUAUUUUUUUAAUGCUAAUGAAUCGUGUGCUAAUUGUAGUUUGUCUGAUCAAGUUUUUGUUCCGAAUAUACUUUUUCAGGUUUUUUGUUUAUUUUUAAUAAGGGCUUUGGAUUUUUUUGGUAAAAAUAUUUAAAAAGAGUGAUAGUUAAUUUGUUAGAUUAUCUUCUGAAAAGUCGGUAUAUUUUGGAUAUUAGUGGUACCUUACGAAAGCUCAGAGAAUUUGCUAUAAAUCAUACAAAAUUGAAAAA